Trematomus bernacchii (emerald rockcod) is the source of this 3332-nucleotide messenger RNA. RefSeq lists its product as uncharacterized. Gene Ontology annotation, molecular function: phosphatidylinositol binding. NCBI's taxonomy places the organism in Eukaryota, Metazoa, Chordata, Actinopteri, Perciformes, Nototheniidae. The transcript has 16 exons. Gene Ontology annotation, cellular component: intracellular membrane-bounded organelle; early endosome membrane. The record is from RefSeq and is a predicted model, not a curated record. Bases 174 to 2789 code for a protein of 871 amino acids.
UUGAUAAAGUUCCCCUUUUCUCCGCCGUUUCACUUCGUGUUUGUUUCAAGGAAACACCGUGCUGCUCUCGGUGUUAAAAGAUGUGGGGGAACACACCGGCUCCGGCUAUGUUCACGGCACAUCGGCUCAGAGUGAGAGCUACCAGCAGAAAGAGUCUCUUGUAGGAGAAGAACAUGUAUUUAUGGCGCUUCUCCAUCGCCAUAACCCUGGGCUUGGUGUGGUAUUUUUCAGACUGCGGUCGCUCGGUGACUCAGUACAUUUUGUGUAUCUUCUUUUGUUUUUCUUCUUCACUUUUAUUCGAAAACAGUGGAAAAGAGAGCAGCACUCAGACUGAUGAAGAGACAGCGGAACAUCCACUCCAGGAAGCUGCUGAGGGACAGUUGUUUGGUGAUUUAUGUAACUUUGCAAAAAGCAGCGUGCAUGCUGAACCUCUGGAGUCUCAGUAUCCACAUGUGAAGACUUCUCUACAGCAAGUGUUCGAAUGUGCCUACGCCCAGCUGGUCCUGCCUUGGUACAGCGUUCCUGAGCAGCGCGAGCAGCAGCCUCUGCACCAGGUGCUCAGCGGAGAGUUCGGCUUUGUAAUAGACCGGAUCAUCGACAGAGCCAAAGACUUUGAUGUCUGCCAGGCGGUCGUGGGCUCUGUUCGUAUUCUGACCCAGUACUUACAUAAUGCCAAGCAGGCUGACAGGGAACUCUUGUUCAGCUCCAGAGCAGAGGAGAUCGCAGUCCUCCGGGAUUUUUCUGAUGCUCUAGUACGUAACCUUUUCCCAAAACCUCUCUGGGGCCAUGAAGUCAACCGCUGUGCCUUAAAUGAGAUUGUUGCCUUAAAGGGGCUGGGCCUGCUGGUGACAUGGCUGUCGGACCCCGACAACCUGAACCAGCUGGUGGUGAACCAGCUGGACCGUGUGACUCCCAAAGGCUCCGAGGAGGAGCUGUGUGGGUCUGACCCGGAUCAAAACUCUCUGGCUUCGCAGGAGGGAGAGGGCGGUGAAGCGAGCUUGGAGGGAGCAGGGAUUUCAUCCAGCAGGAUCAAGACCAAAAGAAAAGCCAACAAGUUAAAAGAAGGAUGGUCUAAAUUUGUGGAAAAGGUAAAAUCUAAGAAGGCCAAAAAGAAGAAGAUGAAGAAGAUGGAGCAAGACCUGGUGCUGAGGGUCUUGGCGUCCAACGAGGACAACGUCAACAGCAGAGAGGGCUCGCUCCACAGCCCGCACGACUCUGACAGGGAGGACAGUGAUCUGGAGGACUACUUGAUGAGCGUCCAAGAGGACAUGAUGGAAUUCAGGUUGUCGUAUGAGAUGUGGCGCGCUGGCAGCUGGGCUGUCAGCAUCCCUCAUGCUGAGUGGGAUGGCGAGGAGCUAAUCUUCACCUUUCACCUGGAGGAGAAGGGCAGCCCGGAGAACCUGCAGUGGGACAUCAAGAAGACAUACAUGGAUGUCGUAUACUUCCGCAACAGAUGGCAGGACUCGACCAGCCUGCCCACGAUCCUGCUGCUGCAGAAGUGGGAGGUCAACGCUGAGGUCAAAGAAGAAGCCAGAGUAUCAGUGGAGCACUUUCUGCAGGCGUUAGUUUCUGCUAAUCUGAUCAGCCAAACUCAACCAGUUUUUCAGUUCCUGUGCCCACUCGACAAGCUGCUGAACGAGGAGGAACAUUACGGAGGCGUGUGGGGCCUCCUGAGCGGCCUGGCUUAUUUCCUGACUCCAAGUCAGGAGGAAGAGGAGACCUCCAGCCCACAGACAGAGGCCCCCAAAGACAUCAUAACACCGUUUCUGCAUCCAGAAUCAACAGCUCUGCCUUCAGAAACCGCUGCUGCCUCUACUGAGAAGGGCAGUGAUGUUCCUGAUGCUUCAAUCCCUACUAUUGUUAUCUCAGAAUAUGACUCUCCUUCUGAACCGCCGGAGGAAGAAGAAACAGACAUUGAGCCUCGGUCUGCUUCUAACUGUGACUCUUCAAACAAAAACAGUACCCAAGACAAAACGGAGGAGUGCGAUAACCCUUUAACCUCUCACUUUAAACUCAUGUUUAAAGGUCUGAGUCGAUCCAGGUCACAAGAGUCUCUUAACUCGACAAAAAACGGCAGUGACACAGACCCGCCUGACUCCAUCUCCACGCCUCACUGCAGCCAAAAUGGAGGCAUGCAGGGGGACAGCCCCGAUGGACCAUCCUGGCUUCAUUUCAGUGCAAAGUCACAUAAAAGGGAGAAAUCAUGUUUUAGGAUGGCAGGUGCAGCGCAUAAGGCUAAAGUGAAGGACCAGGUCACUUCUCCACGGGGGGAGGACCUCCAGGGUCAGAAGAGCCAAGUCAACUUGGAGCAGCUAGAAGCGACCAAAGCCAUAUUUGAUCUGCUGAAGGAAAUAUCUGGAAACUCCAUCCUCGUGAACAUAUUUGAUGCCAUUUUGAAACCUUUUACGCCCAUCUUGAAAAAGAAAGUGAACUCUUUCCUGGACAAGAUGAACCCAACAGAAUUGCAGAUGGCGGGUUAUAUCGACACUCUGCGGAACAAACAGUGGCCAGAAAUCAAACCUGCAGCACCUCAUCAUGCUCGCAGCGAGGAGGAGAAGAGCGAGACGAGGGACCGGGCGCACGGCCUGAUCAACGCCAGAUAUUCAAACUAUCUCAUCCUGAAGAAGACGGACAUGGAGGCUGUUUUUAAUCUUUUCCAGGACAGAGAGGGAAACCAAACGCUGGUAUAUAUGCUCUUGUCAUACCUGAUGAGGGAAUUUUUUCCCAACGAGCAUUCCCUAAAUCUGAGCGCCGCUGCCCUCCAGAAAGUGACCACCUCCCCCAGCUGAUCUGUGAAUCCUCAAUGUUUUUAAUGGCACUUGUUUAACAUUUUUUAGAAUAUCUAAUUAUUUAUUUAACAUAAAUUCCCCUGAAUAUCUGUGACCAUUUCUGUAUCAAUGUCGAUCAUUCCUCUCUGCUGUUUUUACCUCAAAUGUACUGUGAACAGUUUUGUGUUUAUCCUUUUGUUUUUUGUUUUUUAACAGUAUCAUUUUGUAAGUAAUUAACCCUGACUUUAAUCUUUGUGAAAUCAGAGACAUUCUUUAUGGGAUCAAGCUUUACACAUUUUGCUUUUAUUGUAAAACUCACAGGAGAAAGUAAGAAUUACACCCUUCAAAGUUAAAGUUGAAUUACAUAUUAGAAAGUAUUUUGUGUCACUUUGAGCACUUGUUUUUUGGUGAGUGUUUGUUUUCUGAUUAAGUUUUAUAUAAUAGAAGAUGCCACGAUUACCUUUAUCUGUCUGUCAGUGCCACUACCAAAGGAAACUGUUGAUGUGAAACACUUAAGUUUAUUUCAAAUUAAAUAUUUUAAUAAAGAUUUUCUGGUUAAAUGUC